AUGAUGGAUAGCCCAGCGACGAUGGUCACUCAAAGUGCUCCUCUUUCCCCAGGGACGGUUCACUUGAUAAAUCACGGGGAAGCUACAGACUCCGACACGUUCGUCCUUUCGCCCACUCCAUCGUCAGAUCCAAACGACCCCCUUUCAAUCCAAACCGUCUUCUGGCAGCAAAUGACCGUUGAUCUCGAUGUGUCCAUCAAUCAACUCAGCCACGCACAGUCUGCUCAGCUUGCGGGUCUUGCCACAGGCUGCAUCUUCUUCAUCCCAGUCACGAUCAAGUAUGGUCGCCGCCUAACUUACUUGGUUUCCACGGCGAUUCUCGCAGCAGCAGCGUGGUGGACAUCAUCUAUGCACUCUUACGCAGAGCUCAUCGUCACGGCUGUAAUCACAGGAUUAGCCGGCGCGAUAAACGAAACUGCGGUGCAAAUGACCAUUGCCGACCUAUUCUUCGUUCACCAGCGAGGCUCUGCCAAUGGCCUUUACUUUACCGCUGUGAUGACAGGCAGCUUUUUGACCCCUUUGGCUGCCGGCUCCCAAGCUGUUACUCAGGGCUGGCGCUGGUCUUACUACGCCCUCUCUAUCGCUUUGACUAUCCUCUUCCUCAUUUUCGUUUUCUUGUACGAAGAAACGAAAUAUGUUCCCGUGAGUUUCGGCGAAGCCGAGCUCGCAGCUAAUGAUUCACCAAAAGAUGAGAACAACAUGGCAAAAGUCAAAAGUCUUGAUAAGGGUGGUCUGGAGUUGAACUACAUGCAGUCCAACCCCGCCACAGUUGUCCGAAUGAACUCUUACCGCGAACGCAUGCGAUUGUUGACGCCAACUUCAGAAUCAUUGAUGCGUAUUUUCAUCUUACCGCUUCAUGUCAUUACUCUUCCACACGUAAUGUUCACUGCUCUUCAGUUUGCUUCAGGCGUUUGCUGGCUCGUCUUAUUUAUGUCGGUCGUAUCCGUCGUUUUCUCUGCGCCCCCCUACAAUUUUAACACUGCGGCGAUUGGGUACAUGACUCUCGGACCUUUCGUUGGCAAUAUUUUCGGCAGCAUCUAUGGUGGGCCUUUGGCUGACUGGACUGUCUUACGCUUGGCUAAGAGGAAUGGGGGAGUUUUCGAACCGGAAAUGCGGCUGUACCCCCUGUUUCUACCUGUUAUUACGAUGGCUGGCGGUCUUGUUAUGUUCGGAGUCACCGCGGAUCGAGGAAUGCACUGGAUCUUUCCCAGCAUUGGCGGCGCACUGUUUGCGUUUGGCCUUGGUGCAAACGGGGAUAUUACCUUCACAUUUGUUAUCGAUACUUAUCGAGAGCUGACUGCCGAGGCUUUCGUGGGUGUUGCGUUUGUUCGCAAUGCUGUCAGCGUCGGCGUCCCUUCGGCGCUUGUGCCCUGGAUGUCAAACAUGGGUCUUACCAAUAUGUACAUUCUCAGUGGAGUUAUUUCUCUUGUCAUCGGACUCUUGUAUGUUCCAAUGAUCAUCUGGGGCAAGCGCAUUCGAACAGCUCUGGCCCCUCGGUAUUGGCGACUUGUAGAGGGACGCAUGCGGAUUUAG
Colletotrichum orchidophilum is the source of this 1533-nucleotide messenger RNA. Its product is annotated as major facilitator superfamily transporter. Gene Ontology annotation, biological process: transmembrane transport. Gene Ontology annotation, molecular function: transmembrane transporter activity. The record is from RefSeq and is a predicted model, not a curated record. Lineage: Eukaryota; Fungi; Ascomycota; Sordariomycetes; Glomerellales; Glomerellaceae. The coding region runs from base 1 to 1533 and encodes 510 amino acids. The transcript is spliced from 6 exons.